Messenger RNA from Dovyalis caffra, 223 nucleotides. The record is from the annotation of a GenBank genome assembly. Lineage: Eukaryota; Viridiplantae; Streptophyta; Magnoliopsida; Malpighiales; Salicaceae.
AUGGGAAAGGAAGAUGGGGAGACAGAGUGGAAUUACUGGUUUGGCCCUGUAGAAGAUACUGUGCGGUUUGGUGCAUUGGGGUUGGGGUGGUGGCUCCUUUGGGAGAGUUGGAUUAGUGGUCAGGUUUCUCGAUGGUUUUGUGAGGGAUUCGAUUGGGGAUUUUGUUUGAGGUUUUUUGGUUGUUACGCGUGGCGCAGAGGAUUUUGGUCUUCCACGUGUGAGA